Pseudophryne corroboree (corroboree frog) is the source of this 1076-nucleotide messenger RNA. It is a transcript of the gene RBM8A, whose product is annotated as RNA binding motif protein 8A. The coding region runs from base 163 to 690 and encodes 175 amino acids. Gene Ontology annotation, molecular function: mRNA binding. Lineage: Eukaryota; Metazoa; Chordata; Amphibia; Anura; Myobatrachidae. The record is from RefSeq and is a predicted model, not a curated record. Gene Ontology annotation, cellular component: nucleus; exon-exon junction complex; cytoplasm. Gene Ontology annotation, biological process: RNA splicing. The transcript has 6 exons.
UCCACAAGAUGGCGGCCGUAGUUUGCCGUGACGCCACUUCCGCCCGGGACCGCUGAGUGCCGUGACGCCGUCUCCCACCGCCGGAAGCCGUUGAUCUCGGAUCCCGCAUUCUUCCAUCUCACAGUCUCAGCUGCGCUUCUCUGAGGCUCGGAGGCGGCGACCAUGGCGGACGUUCUGGAUUUACACGAGGCUGGCGGCGAGGACUUCGCUAUGGACGAGGAUGGUGAUGAGAGUAUUCACAAGCUGAAGGAGAAGGCGAAGAAGAGGAAGGGUCGGGGGUUUGUGGCCGCUGAGGAGGGCACCAGGGCCAGGGUGCGGGAGAACUAUGACAGCGUGGAGCAGGAUGGAGAUGAGCCCGGCCCCCAGAGGUCUGUUGAGGGCUGGAUCCUGUUCAUCACCGGAGUCCACGAGGAGGCCACCGAAGAGGACAUCCAUGAUAAAUUUGCCGAAUUCGGGGAGAUCAAGAAUGUCCACUUAAAUCUGGACCGAAGGACGGGCUACCUCAAGGGGUACGCGCUGGUGGAGUAUGAGACCUACAAAGAGGCUCUGGCUGCCAUGGAAGGGUUAAACGGUCAGGAUCUGAUGGGGCAGCCAGUCAACGUGGACUGGUGCUUUGUCCGGGGACCUCCAAAAGGAAAGAGGCGAAGCGGGCGGAGGAGAAGCCGGAGCCCGGACAGAAGGCGGCGCUAAGAACCGCAGACGUCUUCCCCAUCCAUAUGUUCUCAGUGCUUGUUUCUUUGUUAUCUGUUUGGGGCAUUUUACUUGGGGGAAACUGGGGGCUAUGGACCCUUGUCAUGGCGGGUGGGGUGCAGGUGUGUAUAUUGGGUCAGCCGAAAUACAGUGAACCAACCACUGAUCUGUACUUGAAGAUGUUUCUGAGAUGUACAACAUGUCUGGUGACCGGGGGCCCCCACAUACGACGAGAGCGGCGCUCUGGGUGAGCUGCUCGUUGAGUUUGAUGCAGUUGCGUGCCGUCUGUUAAUUACCACUUUUAUUUCUCAUACGUUUUAGUGGAAGUAUUACCGGAGAGAACACACUUUUGUACAACACAAUAAAGUCGUCUUAUGUUCCCGGUG